This is a messenger RNA of Caenorhabditis remanei, 2844 nucleotides long. RefSeq lists its product as uncharacterized. Gene Ontology annotation, biological process: proteolysis. NCBI's taxonomy places the organism in Eukaryota, Metazoa, Nematoda, Chromadorea, Rhabditida, Rhabditidae. The transcript has 21 exons. The record is from RefSeq and is a predicted model, not a curated record. Bases 1 to 2844 code for a protein of 947 amino acids. Gene Ontology annotation, molecular function: serine-type endopeptidase activity; zinc ion binding; metalloendopeptidase activity.
AUGCGUCUUUCUACAAACCAACUCAUCAAUGCUACCGCUAUUUUUCUUUUUCUUCUCGCUGAGGUGGUGCGCUCUGAUUUGGUUUCGUCCAGUUCAUCAGAUAUCCGAUUCCGUCGAUACUAUAGGAAUUCCAGAAGAGUUUCAAGAUCAGCGACAGCAAAGAAAGAAAGGAUAUGGCCGGAAGGAAUUAUUCCAUUUGUGAUAGCCACCAAUUUCUCAGGAGAACACCAACAUCUGUUUCUCCGCGCAAUGAGGCACUGGGAGAACUACACGUGUGUUUCGUUUGUUCCUCGACAAGCUCACCACAAACAUUAUAUCACUUUCACUGUUGAUAAAUGCGGAUGUUGUUCUUAUGUUGGCCGGCGUGGGGAAGGUCCUCAGGCAAUAUCAAUAGGAAAAAAUUGUGACAAAUUCGGAAUUGUUGUUCAUGAACUUGGACAUGUGGUUGGUUUCUGGCAUGAACAUACCAGACCGGAUAGGGAUAUGUAUGUGGAUAUAUUUUACAAAAGUAUUCAAACAGGUCAAGACUACAAUUUCGAUAAAUCCAAACCGGAGGAAGUGGAUUCACUAGGAGAGCCAUAUGAUUUCUCUUCGAUAAUGCAUUACGCCAGGGACACUUUUUCAAGAGGCGCCUUUUUUGACACUAUUCUACCAAAACCAAACUCAGGAUUCCGUUUGGAAAUUGGGCAGCGAGUCCAAUUGAGCGAUGGGGAUAUUCGGCAGACGAAGAAGCUUUAUAAAUGUGCAGAAUGCGGCGGCACUUUAAUGCAAGAGUCCGGAAAUUUGGCAAUUCAACAUGCGGGCACGUGUAUAUGGCAUAUUAUUUCGCCUCAAGGACACACGAUUUUCUUAAAUGUGACAGGAUCCACACUUCCAUCGCCAACGUCAACAUGCAACAAUGAGCAAGAAAAUGUCAUCACUGUACGCGAUGGAGUAUCGAUUUCUUCCCCACUACUAGGUGAAACAGAAAUUGACAGUUGCAAACAGGGAUGUUGUAUUUCAGACAAGAUAUGCGGUGGAAGCUCUCUAUUCCGGACUAUUGCUUCAUCAGGAAAUCGGAUCACAAUUCAAGUAAAGUCUACCAACCCGACCCCCUUGAUACCGUUCGCCACGUACUAUGCAAUUUGUGGAGGACCAAUAUACGCCAAUGAAGGUGUGAUUCAUAGUCCGAAGUACCCGGAAUCGUACCCACCAAACAGUGAUUGUCAAUGGACUAUACAUGUCGAUGAGAAUAAUCAGGUUGCAAUUGAAUUUGUAUAUUUUCAUUUGGAGCAACACAAAGAAUGUAUUUAUGAUAGACUAGUGAUGACCGAAGGAAUUUCGAAAAUUUCAAAAAAACAAGGAAAAGAUGGCAGUGAAACGUUUUGUGGGCUUAUUGAAAAAAAGACAAUUGUGAGCAAGACUAAUCAAAUUUCAUUACGAUUCAUAUCCGACAACUCUGUCCAAAAGAGUGGAUUUGAACUGCGAUUUUCAAAAGAGUUGAACGAGUGCGCAACGGACAAGAACAUCUGCCAUCAUUAUUGUGUGAACACUGUCGGAGGAUUCAAAUGUGCAUGUCGAGUUGGAUACAGUCUAUCGAGUAAUGGAUUCUCGUGUGAUAGCACAUGCGGAGGCUACCUGAAAGCAUCAAAUGGUUCCAUUGCCUCUCCGAACUUUCCAGAAAUGUAUCCAAACUCGAAAACUUGUAUUUGGGAAAUUGAAGCACCAGAAGGAUAUCAUAUUUUUAUAAAUUUUACCAAAUUCACAGUUGAAGGAAUGAAAACUGAAUGCGCUUACGACUAUGUUAAGAUCGGAGACAGUGAAAAACUAUGUGGGGAGUACGACACACCAUUACUCUUCACAACUCCCAGAAACCGAGUUCGUAUUGAGUUCAGCUCUGAUUCAUCCGUAGAACGUGAUGGAUUCUUUGCACAUUUCAUAGCUGACUUCGAUGAAUGCCAAAACGCAAACGCUGGCUGUGAACAUGUCUGUCAGAAUAGACUCGGGUCCUAUGUAUGCACAUGUAAUCCCGGGUACAUUCUAGCGGAAGACAAACAUAACUGUAAAGAAGGAAGCUGUUUCUUUGAAGUGAAUGCUCCAGCUGGUGACAUCCACUCUCCAAACUAUCCCAAUGACUACCCAAAAGGUCAGAAUUGCUCAUGGCAUUUCGUCACAACUCCUGGACAUCGACUCAUGUUGACGUUCUCAAACUUCCAAGUCGAAGAGCACGCUCAUUGUAAGUACGACGCUGUUUCAGUUUUCGACGGCGGCGAUGACUCCGCCCUGUUGUCUGGCGUUUUCUGCGGGCUAGCUCCGCCUCCUCUCAUUUUGUCGUCUUCCAACGAGCUCUAUCUCACUUUCUCCUCGGACGCGUCCGUCUCGAGACGAGGCUUUCAGGCUCAUUACACUUCUGUUUGUGGGGGUCGUCUUACUGCUGAAUCUACUCCAGGACAUAUCUACUCGCAUGCAACGUUCAGUGACAGCAAGUACGGCAAGAAUCAGGAUUGUUCAUGGAGUGUGAGGGCAAAAUCAUCGACACGUGGGGUACGAAUCCAGUUCUCAACUUUCAAUGUGGAAUCUGAAGAGGGAUGUCAGUAUGAUUAUGUAGAGGUAUAUGACGGCGCGGAAGCAACUCAAGAAUCUCUAGUUGGUCGAUUUUGUGGGGAUACUGCUCCAGAAAUUAUCACUAGUACAGGCCCUGAACUACUACUUAUUAUGCACACUGAUAACGCUGAAGAAGAAAAAGGAUUUGUUGCUGAAUACCGAGAAUCCAGCAGAUCGAGUACCGCUAAAAGAACAUACGUUUCACGGACACGUCAUCACAAUCCAUUAGAAGAGCCAAUACAUGACCGUCGAAGAGAAUAA